Messenger RNA from Enterobius vermicularis (human pinworm), 969 nucleotides. The record is from the annotation of a GenBank genome assembly. NCBI's taxonomy places the organism in Eukaryota, Metazoa, Nematoda, Chromadorea, Rhabditida, Oxyuridae.
AUGAGGUUGUACCAGUUAUUAACAUUCCAGAUAGCUCAACCGGUGAUUUUCGAAGAUGCCGAACGUUACUGUGAAGUGCUUGGUGGCAAUCUGGCAUCAUUUUCUUCUGUGGAGCAGUUUAAACGCGUACAAACAGUGUUUCCGGGAACAAAAUGGUGGAUAGGGCUGAAACAAGUGAAUGAGGAAUGGGGAUGGGUAGAUUCACAAACUGUUGAUUAUAAUACGUGGGGCAGUUACGGAUUAACGCAAGAAAUUAUUAGUACUCAAAAGUGCAUUUGUGCUACUGAGCGUGGUAAAUGGGAACGAGUCAGCUGUGAAUUGGAAUUAGCCUCUGUUUGCCGACUUAAUCGUAUAACAAAUGAAGUAAAACAUAAACAACUAAUCAGAAAAUUACAGGGGGUUGAAAGAGUAGAAUAUGAGACUGCUCGGAAUUAUUGCAUUGCCAAGGGAGCAGAGUUAGUGCAUGUCGCUUCUUCUAACGAGCAGGAAUUCCUUAACGACCUUUCCGAUUUCCAUCCGUUCUGGCUCUCACUGAUUCUUCAUUCGGGAGAAUGGGUAUGGCAGUUUGGAGAACAAGUAACAUUUUUGAAUUGGAAAAAGGGUCAACCGGAUCAGUGCUGCCCAAAAAAAGAAGCUACUCACGCAGCUAGUGAAAGUGGAGUAUGGAGUGAUACCUCGCCUCUGUCUAAAGCUGCUGUGAUCUGCAAGUACAGAAAAUCAGCCCUUUACAAGAACAAAAUCGUUUUGGAACCAGACAAAGGGGCAGUUGCGAAAAGAAUUGUUUGGUCGGAAACGGAAAAAUUGCUUGCAAUCGAUGUGAGCCCGAUGUAUAUAAUUGUAGGAGUACUUGCAAUCUCAGUAGCACUAAUUUCAUUGGCUAUUUUUUGUAAGCAAAGAUCUCUAACAAUGCAGUACGUACAAUACGCAGAAGUUCCAAGGUACGAUGAAGUCUAUUUUGGACGAUACUGA